AUGGAAGAAUAUGAGGCAUGCAUCUACAGUAUUGAAGUAACUAUUAACUUAAUAAUAAAGAUUCUUGAGGUGUAUGGGGACUAUAUUUUAGUGAUCAGUCAAGUUCGAGGAGACUGGGAAACUUGGGAUAAGAAGUUGAUUUCGUAUAGAGAACACAUGGUGAAACUAAUUCCCUAUUUUGAUGAAAUCACUUUUCAUUACAUCCCAAGGGAAGAGAAUCAGUUAGCUGAUGCUCUAGCUACUAUGGAAUCCAUGUUUAAAGUCAAGUGGAAGAAUGAAGCACUUGCCAUCGAUAUUGACCACUUGGGUGAACCAGCGCACUGUCUAGUAAUGGAGGCCGAAUAUGUCGAUAAGCCUUGGUUCUAUGACAUUAAGAGAUAUAUGGAAAUACAAGAGUAUCCCGAGAAAGCAUUUAUCACUGAUAAGAAGGAUUUAAGAAGAUUUUCUGUUAAGUUCUUCCUGAAUGGGGAUGUGUUGUAUAAGAGGAAUUAUGGUUCCGUGUUUCUCAGAUGCGUGGAUAGACACGAAGCAAGGACGAUCAUAAGGUCCAUCCACGAGGGUUGUGAAUGUGAACAUGCUAAAGGGCCCGCCAUGGCCAAGAAGAUCCUUCAGGAUGAUUAUUGUUGGACAACCAUGGAGGUCGAUUGUUAA
Molecule: messenger RNA, 651 nt
Organism: Lathyrus oleraceus (garden pea)
Lineage: Eukaryota; Viridiplantae; Streptophyta; Magnoliopsida; Fabales; Fabaceae
Exons: 1
Coding region: 1-651 (216 amino acids)
Molecular function (GO): nucleic acid binding; RNA-DNA hybrid ribonuclease activity
Source: RefSeq, a predicted model, not a curated record